AGUUUAAGUUAGAAAAUCUGUUGAAUAGAGACAAACUUUGGUAGUUUGUCGUUUUUUUGUUUUUUAUAAUAUAAAAGCUUGAAGAUGAAAUUAAGUAUAUUUAUAUUUAUGCUUGUUUACCUUGUUCUGAGUAGCCAGGAAGGUGACGCCGAGUUGUCACGUCAUCAUUUUGGUUCUAAUCAUGAUGGCUAUAAUAAUAAUCGUGAUAAUGGUCAUGAUAAUGAACGGCACCAUCGUUUUGGAGAAGAGAAAUGGGAGAGAAGAUUUGCAGCUUCUGAUGGCGAUUUGGAAAGAAACCACUGGGAACCUGAUCGAAUGUAUGCUAACCCACCCAGCCGUUUACUAUGGAAAAGAAGAUGGAACAACAGUUCAGACGGACAUUUAUUUCAUUCUAAGCAUGUAUACAGAAAAUUAUUCAAAGCAAUUAUAAGACGACCCGAAAUUUUGGAUUAUUUGUUCAAGACUUUAAAUAUUUCCGAUAGUGUAAAUUCAACAGUUUCUUUCAAUAACAUGAGUCAAAAUGGUACAAGACUGACCAACACCACGACGAAUAGCACAAGUGUGACUGAUCAACCUCGUACGCAAAAUAUGUGGAAAUCUUUCAAACUUCGUCGGAGGUUGCUUCAUUCGCGAGAUCAUAAAGGUGGAUGUGGACAUUUAGGUAAAAAACAUAGGAGACAUCAUUCCCGUAGAGCCUUCAAAAGACACCACUUGGAAUCGAGAAGAGAACAUAUGAGACAACGCAAUAUCAAGCGUCGUUUUGAUAUUCCUGUAUAA
Dimorphilus gyrociliatus is the source of this 777-nucleotide messenger RNA. Lineage: Eukaryota; Metazoa; Annelida; Polychaeta; Dinophilidae. The record is from the annotation of a GenBank genome assembly.